Messenger RNA from Trichogramma pretiosum, 10461 nucleotides. RefSeq lists its product as uncharacterized. Lineage: Eukaryota; Metazoa; Arthropoda; Insecta; Hymenoptera; Trichogrammatidae. Gene Ontology annotation, cellular component: plasma membrane; dendritic spine; cytoplasm. The coding region runs from base 455 to 5584 and encodes 1709 amino acids. Gene Ontology annotation, biological process: chemical synaptic transmission. The transcript has 19 exons. The record is from RefSeq and is a predicted model, not a curated record. Gene Ontology annotation, molecular function: protein binding.
CAGCGGCGGCGGAGGAGGAGGAGGAGGAGGAGGAGGUGGAGGAAAAAUCGUCCCACCGUCGAGGAUCGCCCAGACGAGCGACGUCGACGACGACGAGGACUCGAGCAGCUCCAGCUCGAGCUCGAGCAGCUCCGGCAGCGACAACAGCGUACUGCCGGGCCUGGCGGUGGUCGGCCAGCAGCGCAGAAAGAGUUUAGCGAAGAAAUUCAAGACGACGACGAAGACGCAUGAUCAUCAAUUGUACCAUCGGCUCGUCGAUCGUCACCGCAGACGCUCCGAGCUUGAUAACAGCAACAAUAUCGUCAAAGUGGAGCUACAGCAGCAGAUCAAGCAGCAUCAAGAAGCAGUGGCAGCAGCGGCAGCGGACGCGCUCAACGCCAAUCUGGAGCUGUUGCCCGGCAGCGGCUCGCAGGCUAGCAGAGCAGCAGCCGUCGUCACGGACCAGCACGAAAAUAUGAUUGACCUCGAGCGAGACACCUCCGAGAGGUGCAACAGAAAGCGCACGAAUGGCCGCAAAAAGUCGAGCACACUGGCGUCGAGACGUCAAUCGAGCUUCGGCCUCGACGCACUGACGACGACGACGACGACAGCAGCGGCAACAGCAGCAGCUACGACGGCGAUGACGGCGACGUCCAAUAAUACGUUGACCUCAACGCUGACGUCCCCGCUGACGGAUAACGUAUCGAAGCAGCAGCUGCAGCAGCAUAUCGCCAGCAACGCGGUUGCUGUGACCGCAACGACGACGACGACGUCCUCGAGCUCGUCGUCGGCUUCGGGCCGUAGCGAGGACGUGGCUCAGGCGCAGUCGUCCCAAAUGGACGACAGCGGCGCCGAGGAGAGUCCCGUCUACAUACUCACGUCGUCCAAGGGCGAUCGCAGCUACAAGCUCAGGGACUCAAGAAUAAUCGAGAUAGCUGGCGGCAGAGAAGUCUUUUCUCAGAGUCGAGGGAAAGUAGCUGCUCGUAAACCACGUUUUCUGGCUGCAUCAAAUUCAUUGAACAAUACUGAGGGUCAGACAGACAACAAAGUAACCUUAAAGAAGAAUAAUAAGUCACCCAAUAGGCAGUCUGUAUGGGAACUAGGAAGUCGAUGUGGGGAGCAGAGGAAACAGCGAGUGCAGCGAGAGGUGACAGAGACAGUAUUCUCCAGCGAGGUCCACUCGGUGCGCAGAAAUCCUGGCAAAUCAAUCCUUGACUACGAAUCACCAAAGAGGCAUACAAGUCAUAUACUUAGUUAUGAUUCUAUAUUGAAUAGCAACAAUGUAGAGCAUAAUGUGACCAGGCCCAAGAGCAUUACAGAUCUUGAGUAUGGAUUGCCUAAAAAUUGCUUAGAUUCAUUGAACUACCCGACGUCGAAUCACAACACGACGCCGGGUCGUAUGAACAGUCGUGGCCUGUCACUGGUCAAUGACGGUGAAGUUGUUGUUUUUGAUGACAUUGACGACAAUUGGAUGAGCAUCACUGCUACGUCACUACAACAGCAGCACGACGAAAUGCUACAAUCGCACUCGGCUUCUUUGAAAACGAGAACUCCCCCAAGCUCGAGUGCUUGCAGCACUCCCAGUCCUGGAGCUACUUAUCAUCGAAAUUCGACAGAUUUUUUCAAGAUGGUACAGCCAACAAACGACUGCGACUCAACGAAUGACAUAGUGUCAUUGGACCAACAACUUGGAAAUCAUAAACCUAUCACCAUGGGUGGUGGUUCGCGUCAACUAAUCGGCGAAUUACCCAUUGCCCAGUACACCAAUAGUCCUCGACGUUAUGGUGUGCGUUCCGACAGUAAUGCCCGAUUGCCUACAUUACUCGCUUCACCUUCAUCCACGUCGGUAUACGUAGCUCCCAGACCUGGUUUUCCACAACGCGUACUGCCCACUACACCGAGCCAAAAAGAGCCGAAAGAAAUAUCAGAAGUCAAUAAUGGCGAUUUGAUACUUGAAAAUAAUUCGACAUUAUCGUUGUCUCCUAUUCAUCAGAAUAAUAUAGCGGCCUCGCCGCCACCUAUCGAUUUAUCAUCGUCUCCGCAAUUACUUAUGAAUUCGUUGAGCUUCACACCGAUAUCGACGUCACCGAUUGCUUGCGUCAGAUUGGGAACAAGGGAAGACGACGAAGAUGCCGAGGCGGAGGAAGAAGAAGAUGAGCGCGACGUCGACGAGGAAGAGGCUGUUGACGCCGACGGCGAAGAGGAAGAACAGCGCGAACAACCGGCUGCUCUCGAAAGGAGAUCGGAUAGUCCUUUGAAGUCGUUUGUGUUGCCCAGUGAAAAUAAUCUAAGUAGCUUGGAGUCAUUGGGCGGCAGUACGUUCGACUACUUGUACGAAUUCUCAGAGACGAGAAAAGUACUCGAAGAGUUCUUCAAAUGUCCAGCUCCAAGCGAAGAUAAAGAUAGCGCCGAAACAUUCCCAUUUCAAGAUCUCGAUUAUGAACUUCGAAGACAAGGUGGUAGUGCCUACGUUGGCCAGAGACUGGCCACUGUACCACCGUCAACAGAGGAAGUUCUGGUACAUGAGUCUCCCAAGAAGCACAAAAUUGACAUCUCGCAGGCCGAGCACGAGAAUAACUUUUUGGACUUGUCCGUGGGUACAGGCAGCAGUGGAGAUCUUGGUGAGACAGAAGUCGGUCUGCAAGUCGGUCACUCGCGAAAUUUCACUCUUAGUCCAGAAACUACCGAGUGCGAUAGCAACUGCGGCGAUCUUGACAGUGAAAUGUCUCUGAUGAUGAUGGACAAUGAACUGAUGCCGGCCAGUGGUCUACUUGGAUCUGUCAAUGAUCUGGGCAAUAACAGUGAUUCGCUGAGAAUAUACACGAGCAUGCCGGUAUUAGAGGACGGGUUGUCUAGCGGUCACGCGAGCGACACAGACAACAACAAUCCCACCGUUAUACUGAUGAAACGUCAGAUAAACGAGAUCGAUAAAGAGAUUACGCAAAAGACUCGUAACGAUUUGCUUGCCACCGAUACCAAUGAUAAUUCCAAGGAUAUCAGUUUACGGCUCCAAAAUGUGUCACCUGAGCUGUUUAUAACGAAAAAAGAAAACUCUUACGAUGCAACGAGUGAGCUGCAACUGGAUGGCUUAGAUCCAUUAGUAACCCCGCCGCCCCCAGCUCCACAGAGCCGACAAAGUCUAGGACUGAUGGAACAAAAUAAUUGUCUGCUAAUGAGUGGCAAUGGUACUGGUGGAGGCGAAGUCGAAGCCGCAAUCAAAGACAUAAGACUCACGUUACAACGGACGAAAACGUUACCUAUUGUGAAAUCGCCGCAUAACGAACCUCCCGAGCCAAGUGUCAGUCCAAUUUGGAUACCUAGAUCUAGUUUGUUGGACGGCAGGCGGAGAAUAUGCAACAAUGAGAGCAACAGCGAGGAUUCGACCGACGCCGUGCGGCGCAAGAAUGACGUCGACGCCGAGCUCGAAGCCGAAGAGGCUGCUGACGAAGAAGAAGCAGACACAGAUCUCGAGACCGAUAGAUUACUAGGCCAACAGCGAACCGACGAUCAAGGUUUCUACGACGAUAAGGGCUGGCGCAAGCCCAAAACCAGGACACUUCUGCCAACGUCGUUGUCGUCGUCGGAUCGCACCAAGUCCAAGCAGCAGACGUCGUCGUCCAGCGCCGGUCUCAUAACGAACAACAUGAGCGUCGUCACUGGAGUCGGAAAAUCCACGUCGCUGAAUUCGCAUGACACGCUGCAACUGAACGCCGCCGAGCCACUGGCCUCGUGCUCGAGCUCGCCGCAGACCAACAAGAACGUCCUGAGCAAUUCGCUGACCUCGCCGACGUCGACGACCAAUAACGCGUCGGGGAUCACUACGCAAUCGGCCAUAGUGGCAUCGGUCGUUGCCACGACGAACGCCGUGAGCUCCGCCAAAACGAAGAACGGCGGUGGCGGCGGCGGUGGCACAGGCAGUCCGGUCGGCUUGCAGAAAAAUACCAGUCCCUCAAACGGAGGCGCCAAAGUGACGGGCACGACGACGACGAGCUCGUCGUCGCCGCAGUCGAAGCAAUCUCCGACGUCACCAAAUAGCUUGAGCAAGGAAACCGUCACUAAGGUGAAACAUCAAAAGGAUAAGGAAAAUAAAAAGAAGAGCCGGAAUAAAGAAGGUCUGCUCGCCGAUCCGACAGUUCUCAUCGAAGGUGUGCUGUUUCGCGCGAGAUACCUCGGCUCGACUCAGCUGGCCUGCGAGGGACAGCCCACGAAAUCAACGAGGAUGUGUCAAGCCGAGGAGGCAGUUUCCCGAAUCAAGCCCGAGGACGAGGAUGUCGUCUCCUCGCCCGUUGUCGCCGUCGGCGAUGGCGACGACGACGACUACCGUCAACAACAACAACAGGCCUCGCAAGACAUGACGUUCGCCCAAGUUUCGGCGUCCUCCGAGGAGGACGACUGCGACUCGAGCGAAGAACUGAUGGCUGCCGAGCAACAAAAACAGCAACAGCAGCAACCUCAGCAAGCUAAAAAUCAACAGCAUACAUUGACUAGCGGCUCUGAGCCCGUGGUUUUUAGAUUGCAAUUUUUGGGCAGCGUUGAGGUCGACGAGGAGAACGGCGGUGGUCGUCGUAGACGCAAGAGACUCAAGAAGCAUAUGGUUGAGGAAGCCGUUACCAAAAUCAAGGCUCUGGCACCCGAUGGCGAGUCGCAACCCAGCACGGAAGUCGAUCUGUUUAUCUCAACGGAAAAGAUCAUGGUGCUGAACACGGAUCUCAAAGAGAUUAUGAUGGAUCAUGCGCUGCGAACGAUAUCCUACAUAGCCGACAUUGGCGAUCUGGUCGUGCUGAUGGCCCGUCGGCGCUUCGUGCCCCACGAGAUGGACGAAGCUCCGAAGAAUCGCACGCCCAAGAUGAUCUGUCACGUGUUCGAGAGCGAAGAGGCGCAAUUCAUCGCACAGAGCAUCGGCCAGGCCUUCCAGGUCGCUUACAUGGAAUUCCUCAAGGCCAACGGCAUCGAGGAUCACAGCUUCGUCAAAGAGAUGGACUACCAGGAGGUACUGAAUUCUCAGGAAAUCUUCGGCGACGAGCUGCAAAUGUUCGCGAAGAAGGAGAUGCAAAAAGAGGUCGUCGUACCCAAAGCCAAAGGAGAAAUCCUCGGCGUAGUCAUCGUGGAGUCCGGUUGGGGCUCGAUGCUGCCGACGGUCGUCAUAGCGAAUCUGGCGCCGUCGGGAGCCGCCGCUCGCUGCGGACAGCUCAAUAUCGGGGAUCAAAUAAUAGCCAUCAACGGCGUCUCGCUAGUCGGUUUGCCGCUGUCCACGUGCCAGACCUACAUUAAAAAUUCGAAAAACCAGACUGUCGUCAAGCUCACCGUCGUCCCGUGCGCUCCCGUCGUCGAGGUGAAGAUCAAGCGACCCGACACCAAAUACCAGCUAGGCUUCAGCGUUCAGAACGGCGUGAUCUGCAGUCUGCUGCGCGGCGGUAUCGCGGAACGCGGCGGCGUGCGAGUCGGUCAUCGCAUCAUCGAGAUCAAUAAUCAGAGCGUCGUAGCGGUGCCGCACGAAAAAAUUGUUAAUCUACUUGCUACGUCCGUCGGCGAGAUCUUGAUGAAGACCAUGCCGACGUCGAUGUUCAGGCUGCUGACAGGUCAGGAAUCACCUGUGUACAUAUAAACACGUAUAGUUGAAUGAAGUCGUCAGCUAUGUCGAUGAAGCUAAACACAGACAAUAUAUGUGCCGGGCAAAAUUUUCGCUACUGCUGCUGCUGCUGUUGCUACACAUUCGCGUGAACCUUUAACUGCAGUAGUGGGAAAAAAGUACCGAUAAUAGAGUAAGAAAAAAAGGGAAAUCAAAUCAAGAACUAGAACACAAUAAUCCGAUAAACGUCGGAUUGCGCUUGAUUAUAAUGUUAAGCUACUAUGAUUCUUCGCUAAGGUCAAUCGGUCUAUACGAAGUACGGAAAUUCUUUCGUCGUUUUUUCGUGCAUUAAAUGAUAAACAUAAAUACACGUAUAUCAGUUCUACAUCCUUAAUUUUUUACUUUUGAUAUAGUCUACUUAUAAUGCGUGUAUUAGAAUCUUUCAUUUCGUCACGAUAUAGUUUUCACAAAGUGACGACGUUUAUAUUCGAAAUUAAAUCUCAGUCUCCGCUAAAGUAUUAACGCUUUCUUUACAAUAAAUGAAUAUGAAUAAUUUUUACGGACAUCCAUGUCGAAUCUCGAGCACAAACAUGACGCUCGCAUGUAAACUUAUAAUAGACACACAAGAGAUCCAAUUGCUAUGCACACAUUGAAAAUCGCGCUCAAGCGUAUUCAUGAAUGCAAAAAAGAUAAGGUGAACGAAAGAAUUUCAGUACGACAGCAACAUAUUAUAUUAUAUUAUAUGAAGUAAUAUAUAAAUAUGAUACAAAUCAAGGCUACGUAAUGACAGAGGUAUGAAAUCAUAAUAGUUUUAAGGCCAAGCAAAGAAAAUAAUUAGAUGCACAUGAUUUUAAAUAUAGCACAAAAACUCAUCUUAAAUCGCUAUGAAGUCUGAGCAUGUUCGUGUGUGUAAAGCUAUAAAACUGUAUAAUAUUAAAAUUAAUAAGUUAACUAGACAGAUAAUAGUUUUAUCGAAGAACGAUUUAUUAAUGAUUUUGAAUGUAAUCUUGCGUACCGAAUAGAAAAGCAGAAAAUUUAAGCGAGAAAAAUAAGAAGCUCUACGUGUAUGCAAUCAUGGAAAUAAUUGGGAAACCAGUAAUUAUAAGUCAGUCUAUAAAUAUAAAUAUAUUAUAUAUACAUCGUGAUGGAUUUCUCUUAAGAAAAAUAAUAAUUUGUACUAAUGUAACGUAACUAUACGAAUACUAAAAGUAUAAAUAUAUCGACGUGAAAUUCAUGUCAUGGUAUAUAAUUGAAGCUUUUUCGAAUCUGACUGUGUAUCUUAUUGAUUAAGCGCAAGAAGUACAAGAACAGUAAAAAUCAACGUAUUGCACUGCCUGUUUGUACCUUGUUUGUUUUUUUAUAACUUAUAUCAUGAAGAGAGAAAAUAGCAUUAUAGUGAACAAUAUUUUCAAGUAAAAAUGUUUAAUUGUUUUGUAAGAACUGUAAAUAUUAUAAAGGGCAGAAUCUUAGCGAUUCUUAGUAGCAGCGAUUACGUUUAGGUAUCGCCUACAAACUAUAGCUCGUAACCGUGAAACAAGGUAAUUGCAUCAGUGCAAUCGUAGCUAAAAAAAUAUUUAUUUUUGUGACAACGGAAGAGAAAAUUACCAAAAGGACAUGUAAACAAAUCGACUAUAGAUGAUAUUCUAAAUUUAGACUUAUUCCAAAGAGAGUUAAGGAAAAGAUUAUAUAUUUAUCGCCAUACUGCAUAUUCCUGUUCAUUUUACUCGAAUUAGAAAAUAAAUGAUUUUUUUACAACGUAUAACCAUAUAAAUUGUAGCAAUUGUGCAUUCGCGUUGAUAUUUACUGUACGUACUUCACGCAAAAAAAAAAUGAAACCGAGGAAGUAAACUCCUUUUAACUGUCCUUGAGUUGCUUUAUAUUGAAAAAGGAGUGUGUACAGUGUUACACAGAGUGAUUUAUAAAUCACAGAUUUAAGAGAAGCUAUAAAACUUUGCUAUAAAAGAAAAUUAAAAAAUAUCAUAUUAUAUAUCAUAGGUUGUCUUAUACUGACGCCUGUCUCUACCGAUCAGUAACGCAAUAGCACGUUUGUAACUAUUGUUAUGUAUAUUUUUGCUUACAUGACUUUUCGAGUUUAUAAAACCCAAAUAACAAUUCGCUUUAUAAAUGUGUACUUUGAACGAUGAUUGAAAUUCAACAGCUCAAAGCUUCGAUUGUAUUCAUAAGCGUUUUAUCAUCAAAAUGGGUUGAUUUCGAAGCCAAAGUACGUGGAAAAAUAAGCGUUAGCAAUGAUACAUUUUAUGAAGUAUGAUAUUCAUAUAUUUUUUGGUUUAUUUAAUUCUUUUAGUACCUACGUGACGACGUAAUAAAUUGUGUACAAGUUGAGUAUGUUUUAGGAAAAUAUUUUAUAAGUUUACAUUUUUAAUGAAACGUUACCUUUUGAUAAAUCAACACGAAAUCUGGCCAUUUUUGAGUUGAGAUUAUGGCGAUGUUACCGAUCAUCGUAUAGAUUAAUAGUUUAUAUUCUGUUCUUUAAUUAAACGAUAUUGCCAGUAGAAAGUAAAGAAUAACUCAUACAGCUAAUUUAUCAGAAGCACAUUAUAAUAAGCUGAAAUGCAUUUCGAAUGGAUGCACGUGUACCUGUUGUUUGGAAAUAAUCAUAAAUGAACGAUUCCAUACUCUCAUGAAAGUAUCGUCGUUGCGUUGGUAGCAGUAUAGUAAUUUAACUCUCUCGUUCCUCUCAUAAUUUUUUUUUGUAUACGAAAAAAUUAUGAGUACAUGUAAAAUGUAAGCGCGCGAGUAAAUGAAAACGAAAUUAAAAACGAGACGCUUUAUUUGAGAUAAAUCGCUCAUCCAUUUGCAUAUCAGUCGAAAUGAGUCACGUGUAAAAGGAUCAAAUUAUCGUGAAUAUGUACAUUUUUAAAAAGUUACGUGUGAUAAUGCGAUUAUAAAAGUAACUAUUACGUAAGAUAAUCUUGUAUAGAUUAGUAAGAUAUACAGUAGAUAGCAAUGACGUUAUUGUAAAUGGUUGAGAUGAUGGUUGAGUGUGAAAAAGGUACGUCUUGAACUUGAUCCUACAAUUACAAAUGUAACCUCAACAUUGCAUUAAACAUGAACUUAUGUAUUUGCGCGCAAAAACGCACGAAGAGAAACUCGCUAAAAUGAAUCGUUCAUUCAUUAAAAGACAGUGAAUAUCAUUUCAAUGAAGUAAAAGUACAAUUUAUAGAAACGCUUGUGCAUUCAUAUCUUAUAAUCGCAUAAAAUAUCUAGCCUUAUCGUUAGGUAUGGUUUAUUUAUUUAUGAUCAAAUUUUUUAUUUAAUUCUUUUAUUUCAUGAUAGGGAAAAGAGCGGCAGUAAAAAGAAGGUCGUGCACAGAAGUCAAACUUCGUUGAAUAUAAUGAUAAGAUCAUGUUGUUGUAACAUAUAAAAUAUCUAGUCAAAAAAAGCUUAUGGAAUCGUAAUGUAUCAAGGCAAAACAAUUCAGAUUCGACGUGCGAUAUUUUAAGUGUAAUAAUUAUGUAUACAACUAUUCCCUAUUUCUAUUUUUUCACUUUUGUCCAUGAUGCGUUAAGCUUGCCGUUUUUAUAAAUACUUUUUUUCUGUAUUAUUAAGCAGCCCAACGUUUCUUUUGUACCAACGCAUAUUACAUGCAUUUAACAGGAGCAUUUUGACGCGCAGAAAAAAAUAACUCUGAAAAUGCUUCAAAAAUAUUGCAUACUUAUCAUCCAUUACAAACUAUGCUAGAACAUUACAAUCACGCUAAUUUUUUAAACUCUCAUUUUUAUUCAUUAUUCCUACUAUCAGGAAACUGUAUCCAUUUAUCUUUAAUUCAAAGAAAAAUUAAGGUACUGGGAUGAAAAGAAUAUGUAUAUAUGUGAUUCGGUGAUAGUCGUACCAAAUUGAAAUGAUCUUUAUUUAAACGAAAAAAAAUGUUAUUUAAGCCAGUGAUAGUGAAUAGUAAAGUAGACAACAUGAGUUUAUUGACUGCUGCCCGGGACGAAUUAUAAAGAAGUAAUAAACAAAAAUAAGAAAUAGCAACGUAAACUAAAUUUUCAAAAAAAAAAAAAAAAAAAAAAACUGAGACUGUCUAAAAGAAAUUGUUCAUUAAUGAAUCCUAGUUUUUAGAAAUGCUUCGAUUCGUUUAAUUUUGUUAGUUUUGUUAGAGUGAUUAUCCAUUAUAUCAAGUUUAUGCAGAAGGUGGAAAUAAAAAACACAUGAAAAGCGCGCUGAUCUUUUAAUGCAGAAAAUAAUUAUUAUUAAUGAAUAAAUGGUUGACAAAUUAUAUAAUAUAUACUAAUGAUAAAUGAGCAUCUGGAGCUUUUUGCAUUAAAAAAAUUUUCAAAAUUACGCGUGCGCUUGAUUAUAACAAAAAUGAAAAAAAAGAUUCAACUAUAUAAUAAAUACCUAAAGCAUUAUAAGCGAGACAAAAAAUAACGGUGCAUAAGUGAAGUUUCUUUAAGAAAAACAUAGACAAAGAGAUAACACAAACAUUUAACUAUAAUAAAUAUAUUAUAAUGAAAACAGUAAGAUUGAAUGAUGAUAACAUACUGGGCUAUAUUGUGUGAAAUGAGGGCAAUAGAAAAAAGUAAGAAUUAUAUAUAUUAUAUAUAUGAAAAAAAAAAAAUAAAAAAAAUAACAACUAUACAUAAAGAAAAGUUAUAGAGCUUGUGCUGAUUAUAGCUUUGAUGACAGGUCAUGAUAUAUACAAAGAUGAUUUUGAAAUUGCAUAAUGUUUUUGAAGAGGUUGACUCAAAUGAGCAAAGAUUGAUGAGGAAAUUGAAACGACAAGAUUAAAAUGGGUAAAAAAAAAGAUUCAUGACUAAUCUUUAUCAAUGUUUGUGAAUGUAUUAUAAGUUAUGUUAAAAAACAAAAAGUAAGCGAGCUAUUGAAUGUGUACAUGGUAAUACUAUACUAGUCCAUACAAAGACAACAAUAAACGGUAAUUUUGAAUUCAA